This is a messenger RNA of Brugia malayi, 1272 nucleotides long. RefSeq lists its product as uncharacterized. The transcript has 12 exons. Bases 1 to 1272 code for a protein of 423 amino acids. Gene Ontology annotation, cellular component: nucleus; cytoplasm. Gene Ontology annotation, biological process: translational elongation. Lineage: Eukaryota; Metazoa; Nematoda; Chromadorea; Rhabditida; Onchocercidae. Gene Ontology annotation, molecular function: translation elongation factor activity. The record is from RefSeq and is a predicted model, not a curated record.
AUGUCUUGUAAAGUUUAUGGGUCUCCAAAAAGUUUUCGAAUGCAGAAGAUUCUGAUUGCCGCCAAAAUCGGGAAUAAAGAUGUCACUGUAUUGGAUCAAAAGCCUCCAUACAACAAAUUUCCUCUUGGAGUAACUCCAGCAAUGGAAGACAACAGCAUCACGUUAUUCGGUGCAGACGCAAUUAUGCUUCAUUUGGCAGGCGAAACAAUGAAAGGAGCAAAUUGCUCGGAAAUGUUGCAGUGGAUGCAGUGGUCUGAGGGGCAGCUAAUACCAAGUGUUUUAGGUUAUGUAUUACCAAGUGUUUCAGUUGCUCAUAUUGACAGUGAGAUCUUGGAAGCAGCAAAGACAGAAUUGCUUACGCAGCUGAAGUGUUUGGAUAAACUGCUUUUAACAAAAACUUUCCUAAUCGAUGAAAGGAUGUCUCUUGCUGAUAUUUCUGUAGCAAUGGAUUUACUUCCUGCUUAUCAAUAUGUCUUGGACGAAGCGAUACGUACGUCAUUAAUUAAUGUCAACCGUUGGUUCAGAACCAUAAUUAAUCAAAAAUCUGUUAAAGAUAUCCUUGGUGAAGUGCAGUUUGCCGUAAAAGCAUCCAAAUUUGAUAGUACGAAAUUCAAAGAAUUAUCUGCAAAACUAUCCAAAGAACGUACUGCUCAUAAAGAUGAAAAAAGCAAGGAAUUGCGCGGAAAACAAAACAAAGGGCAGCAGGAGGAAGAUAAGAAAACCAAACGAGCAAAAAAUGAGGACGAUGAACCAGAUGCUGCUGAUGAAGUUUUAGCUCAAGAGCCGAAAUCAAUUGAUCCUUUCUCUGCUAUGCCUAAAGGAACUUUUGUGAUGGAUUCCUUCAAGAGAGUUUAUUCGAAUGAAGAUACAGCAACGAAAGCACUGCCUUACUUCUGGGAGAGCUUUGAUUCGGAGAAUUAUUCUAUUUGGUUUGCUGAGUAUAAAUACCCCGAAGAUUUGACUCUUACAUUUAUGAGUUGUAAUCUCAUAAGUGGGAUGUUUCAAAGAUUAGAAAAACUAAAGAAAAAUGCUUUCGCAUCAGUUUGUUUGUUUGGCACGGAUAACAACUCAACAAUAUCAGGGAUUUGGAUUUGGAGAGGACAUGAAUUGGCUUUUAAGCUCUCACCAGAUUGGCAGAUUGAUUAUGAAAGCUACGAUUGGAAGAAGUUAGAUCCAGCUGAUGAAAAAACGAGGAAGCUUGUUAAUGAAUAUUUGAUGUGGGAAGGUGAUUUCGACGGGAAGAUAUUUAAUCAGGGGAAAAUAUUCAAAUGA